AUGGCGCCGCCGUCCGUAACGAGCUCGCAGAAGUCCAAUGCGCACGGCAACAACGCGGCGCUCGAGCAGCGAAUCGGUCUGGCGACAUCCGUUAUCAUGCCCCUUCUCGAGCUGGGAGCGAUGGGGUUCGUGUCCUGGGUCCUAGUCUUUUUGAUAGGCGUGCAAUAUCUCAUUGAUCCCUCCGAAGAUCUGCGCCUCGGCUUCAACGUCCAGCCACGACGGGGCACAGGCAUCGCGCUCAUCAUCGUAUACGCUAUACUGCUUCUCCUGCUCCUCGUACCCUGGUUGCGCCUGCUCCAGGUAAUAUGGUCGAAACAGGAUCUUGUCCCGCUUGGGGAUCCUUCACGCGAGAAGAUGGACAUGAGUACAAAGGCGUUUGACAAGUACGACGCAUUCAUAUGCGACUUUGAGGGCAUGCCGUUGUGGUGCAAUAAGUGCCACAAUUUCAAGCCUGACAGGACACAUCACUGUAAAGAGCUCGGACGUUGUGUGAGGAAAAUGGACCAUUAUUGCCCUUGGGCAGGAGGCAUUAUAGCGGAAUCUACGCAUAAAUUCUUCUUGCAGUUUGUAUUUUUCGCUGCGCUAUAUACGGCAUACGUAUGGAUCGUUGUUGCGGUCUUUUUUGGUGACCGUAUAUCUAAAGUUGGGUCUCGGCCUGGAACAUGGAUCGGAGCACUCGCUGUUACGGCUGUCUUCUUCGUUUUCACCUUCACUAUGACCGGAAUGACCGGCUGGAAUUUGAUGAUCAACUUCACGUCAGUCGAAGGCAUCCAACGCGGUGGCAUCCACAACAUUGCUUUCCUCAUUUCAAGAUCAUCCCGAGAGCCGAUUUCACCUCCAACAUCAUCCCCCCGAUCGAGAAAGGAACGCAAGAGUUCGGAUUUCGAAGAAGAUUGGCCUGUACUGUGCACCGUUCAGAGAGGUGCCGGGCGCACUUCUGUUGUCAUGCAGACGAAGACGCUGGAGCAUCCCUGGUAUACAACUCUCAUGACGGGCUGGAAGGACACCAUGGGAAACAGCUUCAUCGACUGGAUUCUUCCGUUCAGACAGAGCCCAUGCAAGCAACGGAGUCACAGAGGCGAGUUUGAAUGGGGCGAGGUGGUGUAUGAUAUGGCGAAAAAGUACGAAGCAGAUAAUCCGGGCACACGUUUGGCGCUUCUUGAAGGGGAAAGAUGA
Messenger RNA from Cucurbitaria berberidis CBS 394.84, 1176 nucleotides. Its product is annotated as palmitoyltransferase PFA5. Bases 1 to 1176 code for a protein of 391 amino acids. The record is from RefSeq and is a predicted model, not a curated record. Gene Ontology annotation, cellular component: endoplasmic reticulum; Golgi apparatus. Gene Ontology annotation, biological process: peptidyl-L-cysteine S-palmitoylation; protein targeting to membrane. NCBI's taxonomy places the organism in Eukaryota, Fungi, Ascomycota, Dothideomycetes, Pleosporales, Cucurbitariaceae. The transcript is spliced from 2 exons. Gene Ontology annotation, molecular function: protein-cysteine S-palmitoyltransferase activity.